This is a messenger RNA of Mycosarcoma maydis (corn smut), 2406 nucleotides long. RefSeq lists its product as uncharacterized. Lineage: Eukaryota; Fungi; Basidiomycota; Ustilaginomycetes; Ustilaginales. Gene Ontology annotation, biological process: transmembrane transport; monoatomic cation transport. The coding region runs from base 1 to 2406 and encodes 801 amino acids. The record is from RefSeq and is a predicted model, not a curated record. Gene Ontology annotation, cellular component: membrane. Gene Ontology annotation, molecular function: monoatomic cation transmembrane transporter activity. The transcript has a single exon.
AUGAGCAGGCCGAUCAAUACCCCCGUUGUAACGUCGCCGCGCCGAGAAGAGCCGGUUGCCAACCAGCCACCAACCACCUCGAACGGUCAAUCGGCGCCGCUUUCUUCUUCGGUCCGCUUUCAUCUCGACUUGCAUGCUGACCGAGCCAACACAUCCAUCGACAGCAUCGAGUUCAAUCGUCCUGUAGCCUUUCCCAAUCACAGCAACGACAUAGAAGAAGCAAGCUCCGAAGAUGGCGGUAUCUAUCAGCACUACUCCCACCCGCACACCGACCACGGACGAAGAACCAGUUCGUCUUUCGGCAUUGUAAACCCAGCCCACGGCUUUCCUUCUUCCUCGGCCUACAACUACAAAGCCAUGAUAAGCAAACACGGUCACGGCUUCCCCGACAGAGCCGAUUCCGUCCGCAACAUCUCUGCGCUCGCCAACCUGGUCGAUUACAGAUCCAACUACUACGAGGAUCACCGCGUUAGCGAAGAAGAGAUCAAGCACCGCACCAAACAUCUCGGCUGGGCGAAAGCAUCUGCCGUCUGCGACUACUACGAACGUCUCAACGACACACUCGACGGAUGGAGAGAGGUUGACGAGAUCCUUGACUCUCGCUUUCCGGACGAAGUCAUGCGUCGCUUCAACCAGCACGACGAGCUUCAAGCCAAAAAGCAACGCCGCUCCAAACCCUCCUCGAAAAAGUCGAAGCGCAAAAACAAGAGCAUCUCGGCCCAAAUGGGACGCAAGACGCCGGUAGAGAGCGACGGCAACGUUUCCGACGAGGAGGAGACCGAGGAAGAGGACAGAGGUAGACGAAAACGUUCACUCAAGCGCAGCUUCAGCGCAAAGGCCAUCGAUGCCUUCAGUGGUCUCUGGUUCGCUGCUUCGGGCAGUCCAAAUGCUUCCAAUAGGUCCGAUCUCGAACACGGUCAUUCUUCGCAUUCCCACUCUCACGAUCACCGCCCAUCCAAGGCUACCGCGUUUGACUUGACAUCCGCCACCGAGGAGGACGAAGACAACUCGUUCCAACCUCUGUCAAGCUCACCCGCUGGUGCCAGCGCCACUCGGACCUCUUCCGCCCAUCGCGAUUACGGCGCCACCUCGGCAUCCAGCGCUGGCCAACUCUACGACAAGCUUCGACGCCAAGGUCGCAUCGAGCAGAUUCGUCGCUCCGAGUCACAGCUUGCUCUGUCGUCGGGUGCCAGUUCCCCCGCCCUGACCAGCGGCACCCACACUCCCCACGAUGGCAUCUCAUCCUCCGCCUCCAAAACCGACACAAUACGUCCAAGCCAAGUCGAGAACAUCCCGGAACACGUCGUACAAGGCGUACCAGGCGCCGCCGACAACCAAACUCAAGGCACCAAAGUGGUCUACUCUUCGCACGAACAAGGCAGUCUCGAUCGCAACUAUAGCCGAGAGCGUCACCAUCGUCCGUUUGCCUCGCAGGAGGAAGAGAGGCGAGCACUGCUCAGCACGGUACCCAAUCGCGCCAAGGAGGAGGAGACCUCGCGUUCCGUCCAAUUCGCCAUCAACAUCAAUCUCAUCAUCAACAUUCUCUUGCUUGGCGGCAAAGGUGUCGCGGUGCUCUCGUCCAAUUCGGUCUCUCUGAUCGCAUCAUUUGUCGACAGUGCUCUUGACCUCUUGUCGACUAUCAUCAUCUUUGCAACGUCGAAAGCCAUCGCGUACCGUUCGUGGAGGACCAUGUACAAGUAUCCCGUCGGCAAGCAGCGUCUCGAACCGCUUGGUGUCGUCAUCUUUUCCGUCCUCAUGAUCGCUUCCUUUGUGCAGGUGUUUAUCGAAUCUGCUGGUCGUCUGCGACAGGUGCUGCUUACGGGCGAGCAAGAUCCGGAAUCAGCCGCCAACCUGCCUCUGAUCGGAGUUGCCUUCAUGUUGGCCACGAUCGGCAUCAAGACUGUCAUGUGGCUACUGUACCGCUCUUCGAAGUCAUCGGGCGUUCGAGCCGUGGCGCAGGAUGCUGAGAACGACGUCGUGUUCAACAUUGCCUCGCUCAUCUUCCCCAUUCUGGGCUCCAGGCUCGGCUGGCCGGCACUUGAUCCAAUCGGGGGUAUCGCUCUAUCGGUCUACAUCAUUUACGAGUGGAUUGAGACGCUUUGGGAGACCGUCUCCAAGCUUUCCGGCGCUGUUGCUUCGGCGACCGAAAUUUCUAAGUGUCUCUACUGCGUUGUUCGCUUCAACUCGGUCAACAGCGUCUCGGCCUUUGAGCUUUUUCAUUCGGGCGACAAUCUGAUUGUGGAGGCCGACAUUGUGCUGCCUCACUCAAUCUCACUGAAAGAGUCGCACGAUCUCGGCGAAAUUAUCACCUACUGUACCGAAAACAUCACAGGCGUCGAGCGCUCCUACAUUCACCUCGAUUACAAUCCCAAGGGUCAGGCAGGCCAUCUUGCCCAACGCGGCUGA